Messenger RNA from Bipolaris sorokiniana ND90Pr, 984 nucleotides. RefSeq lists its product as uncharacterized. Bases 1 to 984 code for a protein of 327 amino acids. Lineage: Eukaryota; Fungi; Ascomycota; Dothideomycetes; Pleosporales; Pleosporaceae. The record is from RefSeq and is a predicted model, not a curated record. The transcript has 2 exons.
AUGGCUCAACGACAAAUGUACGCUUCAAUGGGUGCGCUGCGGCGCUCAUUGGGAGCAGAUGUAGCCUCGGUACAGGCUUGCUCAUCGAGAGCAUUGCACAGCUCGGCGAGGAGGCUGGAAGAGCAACCCAGCGAUGCGUCGCCCGCCCAGCCGCCAAACUCCCGCAGAGUACGCUCAGCCACUGCUCUCAAGCAGAUUGCUUCGCUGCAAUACCGCCGCCAGCCCGGCGCACUCGCACGAGGUUCCUUCCCCAGCGGCCAAAUGCUACAACGAACCCCCCGCUCCCCCACCACUCAAGCCAACGAAUAUGGCUUCAUCCCCGAAGACAGUGCUCCAGCCAACACCCAGCAAGACGCCAGCGCCCGCGCCGCACGCAACACUGCAGGCCCAAGGACAACCCGCGGCUCGGCCCCUCCACAAGGCCAAAUGGUCCGCGCCCCUUCCACACUGCGUAUGAGCCGCCCAGCACCAGGAGGCGCCACUCGGGGUCCCAACCUGCGCGGUCGCGACGCCCGCAGACCAGCCACCGGCGGGAAACGCAGCACAGCGGGGAACAACCGCGGUGAAGCGGGGCCCAAGCGUCGAGAAAAGACAUCUGGAGGCGACGAAACCAUGAGCACGAAGCUCGCUGAUGUAGAGCUCGGUGAUACCAUUUCAGAUGCUAUGACGCAGCAGUUGCUUCGCCUGCAGCGUAAAGAGUGGGAUCGCGUUCCCUAUGAGCCUAAGUACGCUAAAGGAAGCUUUGCGGCGAAUGAAUUGAUACAUGCGGGGAGAGAGCUGUUCAAGGGUGAGAGUCCGCCAGUUAAGAUUUGGGGACCGCUUGAGAAGCGGAUUGGCGUUGUUGGCAUGUUUGGUGCUGAGGCGCGUUUGAAGGUCCGGCGCGUGCUGGAUGGAGAUGCUGAGCCGUUUGGUCAGGAAGUGAUUGAGGAGGCUGAGCCAGUGGAGGUUAAAGGUGUGGAAAAGAAGGAGACUGUUGUACAAUAG